Messenger RNA from Magallana angulata, 1930 nucleotides. Its product is annotated as tripartite motif-containing protein 2-like. Bases 886 to 1758 code for a protein of 290 amino acids. The transcript is spliced from 2 exons. NCBI's taxonomy places the organism in Eukaryota, Metazoa, Mollusca, Bivalvia, Ostreida, Ostreidae. The record is from RefSeq and is a predicted model, not a curated record.
UGGACUUUUGACUGGGUGUCUCUCUUUACACUUCUGUUCUCUUGGUUUCUGGACUCGCAAUGUUAUAUAAAGGAUUCGCAUAAGUUAAGAAAGUGUCUGACCAUGGACCCCCGCCAAAGUGCCCAGGAUGUGUUACGGUGUCAUCUCUGUGAGACCCCGGUUCCACCUUUGUACUGCAAGAUAUGUAACAUACAUCUUUGUUUAGUUUGUGUUGGAGAACAUCUUUUAGAUGACACCACAGAACACAAGGUGGUUCCAUUUAAAACGCGAGGAAUGAUUACUAAAUGUAAAAAACACUCAUCAAAAAUAUGUGAACUGUACUGUGAACACUGCGACAUUCCUAUUUGUUCACUUUGUAUUGCCUCCAAGGAACACCAAACCCAUAAUGUAGAUGACAUAAUGAAUGGUCUAGAAAACAAGAGGACUGUUUUGCAGCAAGAUUUACAAGAAUUAGAGAAAUCCCUUUUUCCAAAAUAUCAAGAGAUUGCCUCUAAUGUAUCAAACCAGAAAGCGGAUUUGAUCAAACACUCAGAGAAAAUGACAACAGCUAUUGACAAACAUGGAGACAACUUGCACAAAGAAAUAGAUAACAUUAUCAAAAAGCUAAAAUCUGGUCUUGAUGAAACGAACUCCAAAUAUCUGGCUUUAUUAAGGAAACAGGAAGAUCAAAUCGCACAAACGAUUUCUGAAAUCACACAGAGCAUUGCUGAUCUAAAGAAAUAACGGGACUCCAGUGAUGUUAGCCUUGUAUCGUCCUACAAAUCCAGAAAUGCUGAACUCAGAAGACUGCCUCCUAAACUCAAAUUUUCCUUACCAAGUUUUACCCCUCGUGAGAUAAAAAAAGAACAGCUUUAUAAACAAUUUGGUUCAUUUUCAAAUUUUUCUAUGAACACAAAAGAAACUGACUACAAAAUUGAUUCGUUGGGGGCUAAGUGCUCUCUCCUAGACAGAACUUUCAAUGAUGUACCAAGGAUCGUCACAGAGAUAAUAACUGAGUAUGAAUAUUUAUUUAGUGUGUCUUUUUUGCAAAAUGACCAAAUAUGGGUGUAUGGUAAGGACAACAAAAUUAGGCUCUACAAUAUCCAAGGAGAAUUGAUGAAGUCAUUUCAAAUCGAGAGCUGGCCAAAGGGCAUAGCAGUGACAAGUAAUGGGGGAAUAGUUUACACUGAUGACACAUUGAACAUAACGAAUAAGAGAUAUCAAUUAGAGGGAGCACUUAGUCUAGUGGAUUGGAUACAUUGUAAUGUCUGUAAUACCUUCUCUGGCGACCUCCUGGUUGUCAUGGUCAGUAAUGAUAUCUUUCAACAAUCAAAAGUUGUGCGUUAUGAUUAUGGUUUAUCAGAGACCCAAUGUAUUCAAUACGAUGACGAAGGGGAUUAUCUCUAUUCAUCAGGAGGUUGCCCUAAACACAUCAGUGAGAACAGGAACCUAGAUAUCUGUGUAUCUGACUAUGGAGCCCAUGCGGAAGUUGUGGUCAAUCAGGCAGGGGAACUCCGAUUUACUUACACUGGUCCUCCCUCAAUAACCAAAGUACCAUUCUAUCCAUUCGGUAUCACUACAGACAGCCAGAGUCGGAUUCUGACAUCAGACUAUGGCAACCAUCGCAUCCAUAUCAUUGAUCAGUAUGGGCAGUUUCUCCACUACAUUGACAACUGUGACUUAAAAAAUCCAGGAGGUUUAUGUGUAGACAACAGGGACAAUCUUUUUGUGGUUGAAUGUACUAGAUCUAAAGUGAAGAAAAUCCAAUAUUACACGUAAAAAAACCACGUUGUAUAUUGAUAUGUAAAUAUGUUCACAAAUGUAUAUAAAUUACAUGUAUAUCAUAUAUUAUUCUUGUAUGCAAUUAUUAAUGUACUUAUAUCACUUGUAAACAACAAAAACCCGAGGAUAUAAUCAUUCAUUUUUAUCCACAUAAAGUAUCAAAAAUGCA